AUGGGUGCACGCAUCGACAUCCGGCACCAUGCGUCAUUGACGUCGCUUUAUUCGAUUGUGUUGCUACUGUUGGUCGCCGUCACAGGGAACCUGAGAAUUGGCAAAACUUUUCGCUUUACAGUUGGUGAUAAAUGCGUAGUGCAGCGUACGAACGAACCCGGUAUUUGUCGACCUGUUUCCGAAUGUGCGCCCGUAAUUGAUGAUAUACGCAACCGGCGGGGAAAUCCUACCAAGUGUGGCUUCAUUGAUCGUGUACAGAUUGUUUGCUGCCCGCAGGCCGAUACCACAUCCGCAGCAUCGACCACCCCCCAACCCCCAGCAACAAGAAACAGUCAUCAACGGAUCGCGGAAAAGUGCGAAGAAUACGGACAAGCGGUAUUUUCGAAAGAAUACAUUAACUCGCUAACAGCAGACGAGCCGAAGCUGCAAACGAUCGACAAAUGUGGCCACACGGCAGUGGAACUGAUAGUGGACGGAGAGCUGGCCAAAGCGCGCGAAUUUCCGCACAUGGCACUGAUCGGUUUCGGCGAGACACCUGAUAUUAGGUAUCUGUGCGGAGGAUCGCUCGUAUCUGAGCGGUUCGUACUAACGGCGGGGCACUGUUUAACAUCCACUAACUAUGGACCAGCCACCAUCAUACGAUUGGGCGAGUUAUCGUUAAGCUCAUCGACGGAUGAAGCAUUCCCGGAGGAUUAUGAAGUCGCCGAACGUAUUCCACACCCCGAGUACAAGCAAACAUCUCAUUACAACGAUAUCGCUCUGAUCAAGCUCAACCGUAAGGUGAUCUUCACUCCCUACAUACGCCCGAUCUGCCUGCCGGUGCAUGAAAUCUUCCCACAAAAGCGUGCCAUCGCGACGGGCUGGGGCGCGAUCGGAUUCGGUCUGGAGCAAAGCAGCGCGCUUCUGAAAGUGACGCUCGACCGGUUCGGGUUCGACGAGUGUAAGGCAUUGUUCGAACCGACCCGCAAACUACGCACCGGACUUAACGCCACCACGCAGAUGUGCGCCGGAUCGCGCAACUCCACCAAAGACACCUGCCAGGGUGAUUCCGGUGGACCGCUGCAGGUGUACAACGAUGCUAGCGUGUACUGCACCUACACCGUCAUCGGUGUUACCUCGUUCGGGCAAAACUGUGGUCUGGCUGGUGUGCCGGCGGUCUACACAACCGUCUACCCGUAUCUUGCGUGGUUAGAGAAUUUAAUUUUUUAGA
Molecule: messenger RNA, 1210 nt
Organism: Anopheles maculipalpis
Lineage: Eukaryota; Metazoa; Arthropoda; Insecta; Diptera; Culicidae
Product: venom protease-like
Exons: 4
Coding region: 1-1209 (402 amino acids)
Biological process (GO): proteolysis
Molecular function (GO): serine-type endopeptidase activity
Source: RefSeq, a predicted model, not a curated record